CACCCAAGACCAAUAGCCGCCCAUAGCCAUAGGUACCUCUGCUUCCACCAUCGCCCACCACGCCGUCCGGUCCACUCCCAAGAGUAGUUGCGAGCGCAGCCACAGGCCACAGCGACAUGCCGGCGACGCCGACCAUCAUCGGUGCCCUGCUGGGGCUGGGCACCCAGAUGUACUCCAACGCCCUGCGCAAGCUCCCCUACAUGCGCCACCCUUGGGAGCAUGUAUUGGGAAUGGGUCUGGGUGUAGUGUUUGUUCACCAACUGGUGAAGUGGGAUGAGAAGCUCAAGCAGGAUCUGGACAAGAUGCUUGAGCGUGCAAAGCAGGCCAACGAGCGGCGCUACUUUGAUGAAGACGACGAUUAGCUAUUCAAAUUUGUUUGCAGCAACCAGGCUUUUUGCAGUUUGCUUUGGCCAGAGAACAUGGUCUGGACCAUACAUCUGUAGUUUCUGUAUGAAAACUGGUUCCGCAUUUCACAUGCGGCACUGUAAUAAACUGUUGUUUGUAUGACACCAUUUUAUGGUACUUGAAUCUGAUUGAUUACCUUCUGCGAUGCAUAGUUAUUCAUAUCAAACGAUGAUGCUAUGAAACACCACUUUUUGUCUA
Messenger RNA from Brachypodium distachyon (stiff brome), 603 nucleotides. RefSeq lists its product as uncharacterized. Lineage: Eukaryota; Viridiplantae; Streptophyta; Magnoliopsida; Poales; Poaceae. The record is from RefSeq and is a predicted model, not a curated record. The transcript has 3 exons. The coding region runs from base 117 to 362 and encodes 81 amino acids.